AUGCGCCUAUUGUCCCAUUUGAGGUUAUUCAGUGCAGCAGUAUUUUUUAUUGGCAUCCUCGAUGUUCUUGCAUCGCCCCAGAAAUCUUUGGGAACAUUGUACCGAUGGAAACAAAUGGGUUUUGUUUUUCCCACGCCUGAAGAUAGAGAUGCUGCGAUUCAGAGCGGGGCGUAUAUACCAGCCAAUGUAAUUCCUCUGGGUGUGGAAAGAUGGAAGAGCAGAGUAUUUGUGAGCACUCCACGAUGGAAGAAGGGAAUUCCAGCGUCUCUAGCAGCUCUGCCUAUCGAAGCCACGGAGGCCUCACCUCCACUCACUCCUUAUCCUAGUUGGGAUUGGCAUACCGCAGACAACUGUACCGGAAUCACCUCCGUGUUUAGAAUGGCCAUCGAUCAUUGUGGCAUAAUGUGGGUGCUCGAUUCUGGCCAAGUUGAAGCCUUCGAAACGCCUCGCCAAAUAUGUCCACCAACACUGAUAGCAAUCAAUUUGGAGAAGGACUCAGUAGUUGGAAGAUUUCAAAUACCCGAACAAUUCGUCCUGCAAGAUUCGUUAAUCACGAAUAUAAUAGUAGAUUCCAGAGAUCCACAGUGUAGAGACUUACAUGUGUACAUUUCUGAUGUAAGGCGUUUUGGCCUCAUUGUAUUUAGAGCGGCAGACGCAGCAUUUUGGAGAUUCAGCCACUACACUUUCUAUCCUGAUCCUAUACUAUCUAAUUACACACUUCACGGGGUAAACUUCCAAUGGACAGAUGGUUUAUUUGGUAUGUCGUUGGGAAGUUAUCAUUUAGGCGAUCGUCCUCUCUACUAUCACUCUAUGUCGAGUUCUCUAGAAUUUGUGGUGUUAACCUCAGUAAUACGUGAUCCUUCACGCGUAAACGACUCUGUGGAUGAAUUCAAGCUGCUCGGUGAAAGCCGGGGCCCCACAGGACAAGUAUCCGCCGCAGCUGUCGACCGCAACGGUAUCAUGUUCUUUAAUCUUGUUUCGCAAGACAGUAUCGGAUGUUGGGACACACGCAAGCAAUACAAGAUUGAAAAUUUAGGCAUUGUGGCGAAAAAUAAUAAAACAUUAGUAUUUCCUAACGAUCUUAGAUUGGAUCAUGAGGUUCCACAGGUAGGAUGGAUUAUAUCUAAUAGAUUGCCGAUGUACCAAUUUAAUUUGAACAAUGCUAAUGAAUAUAAUUAUAGAGUUAUGUUUUUAGAUCCACUUGCAGCAAUUAAACACACCGUUUGUCAAUAUAACUAA
This is a messenger RNA of Pieris macdunnoughi, 1239 nucleotides long. The record is from the annotation of a GenBank genome assembly. Lineage: Eukaryota; Metazoa; Arthropoda; Insecta; Lepidoptera; Pieridae.